Molecule: messenger RNA, 2952 nt
Organism: Hordeum vulgare subsp. vulgare (domesticated barley)
Lineage: Eukaryota; Viridiplantae; Streptophyta; Magnoliopsida; Poales; Poaceae
Product: cryptochrome-1-like
Exons: 5
Coding region: 470-2608 (712 amino acids)
Biological process (GO): blue light signaling pathway; entrainment of circadian clock by photoperiod; circadian regulation of gene expression
Cellular component (GO): nucleus; cytoplasm
Molecular function (GO): DNA binding; blue light photoreceptor activity; FAD binding
Source: RefSeq, a predicted model, not a curated record
AAUGGAGGGGGCGAAAGGUUAGAUCAAAUCCAGCCAAGCAAUCCGGAUAUCCUCAACCUCCCCCUCCAUUCCAUUGGACCAGAAGCGCACGGCCAAGACCCGUCCCUCCCCUCCCCUCCCCUCCCGCCGCACCAAGCCCAGGCACCAAACAAAAAACCAAUCACCACUCGAGAAAGUUACGCACCAAGAAAAUAGCAGGAGGAAAAACAGGCCACUCCUCUGGCUCGUGCGCCUGCGCUCACUCCGAGAAAAGAAAAAUCGCCUCACCCAAUCCAAUCCAGCGCAGCGCAGCGCUGCUGUUCCUGGGAUUCGAGAGGGAGCCUGAGCUGCCCGGUUCUUGGCUGGCUCCAUGGUUUCUCCGACGUGCCUUUGAUCCGAGGACGAGGAGGCUUUCUUGGAUAGGUGGUGGUGGUUCUUGGAUAGGAUAGGAGGGGAGAGGAGAGAGGAUAGGGUUGUGGGUUGGCCGGCCAUGUCGGUGUCGUCCUCGUCUAUGUGCGGCGGGGACGCCGGGAUGAAGUGCGUGGUGUGGUUCCGGAGGGACCUCAGGGUGGAGGACAACCCGGCGCUGGCGGCGGCGGCGCGCACCGCCGGGGAGGUGGUGCCGGCCUACGUGUGGUCGCCGGAGGAGGACGGGCCCUACUUCCCCGGCCGCGUGUCGCGCUGGUGGCUCAGCCAGAGCCUCAAGCACCUGGAGGCCUCGCUCCACCGCCUCGGCGCAGGCAAGCUCGUCACCCGGAGGUCGGCCGACUCCGUCGCCGCGCUGCUCCAGCUCGUCCGCGACACCGGCGCCACGCACCUCUUCUUCAACCAUCUCUACGACCCGAUCUCGCUGGUCAGGGACCACCGGCUCAAGGAGAUGCUGACGUCAGAGGGCAUCGUCGUGCAGUCUUUCAACGCAGACCUGUUGUAUGAUCCAUGGGAGGUCAACGAUGAUGACGGCCAACCGUUCAACAUGUUCAUGCCGUUCUGGAAUAGGUGCCUCAGCAUGCCGUAUGAUCCCCCCGCGCCACUGCUGCCCCCUAAGAGAAUCAAUUCAGGUGACCUAUCGAUGUGCCCGUCAGACGAUCUGAUCUUCGAGGAUGAGUCAGAGAGGGGAAGCAAUGCCCUUCUGGCACGAGCAUGGUCACCAGGCUGGCAGAACGCGGAUAAGGCGCUAUCUGCCUUCCUGAACGGCCCUUUGAUUGACUACUCGGUGAACCGCAAGAAGGCGGACAGCGCAAACACCUCCCUCCUUUCACCUUACCUGCAUUUUGGUGAGCUGAGUGUGCGCAAGGUUUUCCACCUUGUUCGAAUGAAGCAACUCGUGUGGAGCAAUGAGGGCAACCACGCAGCUGAGGAGAGCUGCACCCUGUUCCUCCGAUCCGUCGGUCUCCGGGAGUACUCCCGGUAUCUUUGCUUCAACCAUCCAUGCAGCCAUGAGAAGCCCCUCCUUGCACACCUCAGAUUCUUCCCUUGGGUUGUCGACGAAAGCACCUUCAAGUUUUGGCGCCAGGGAAGGACUGGUUACCCUCUUGUUGAUGCUGGCAUGAGGGAGUUGUGGGCGACUGGGUGGCUGCAUGAUCGGAUACGUGUGGUGGUUUCAAGUUUUUUCGUCAAGGUCCUUCAACUACCAUGGCGAUGGGGGAUGAAAUAUUUUUGGGACACUUUACUGGAUGCUGAUCUUGAGAGUGAUGCACUUGGUUGGCAGUACAUCUCUGGCUCUCUCCCUGAUAGCCGGGAGCUCGACCACAUUGACAACCCUCAGCUCGAAGGCUACAAGUUUGAUCCACAUGGGGAAUAUGUCCGACGGUGGCUUCCUGAACUUGCAAGGCUGCCAACAGAAUGGAUACACCACCCAUGGGAUGCACCUGCGUCUGUGCUGCAAGCUGCAGGAGUUGAGUUAGGCUCCAACUAUCCUCUCCCCAUAGUUGAGCUAGAUACAGCCCAAGUCAGGCUGCAAGAAGCUCUGUCAGAAAUGUGGCAGCUUGAGGCAGCAUCCAGGGCCGCAAUGGACACUGGAAUGGAGGAAGGCCUGGGCGACUCCUCGGAGGUGCCACCAAUCGAAUUUCCUCAAGAUUUGCAGAUGGAAGUCCAUUGGGAACCAGCGCGGGUAGCGCCCAAUGUGCUCACAACUGCACAGAGACGCCAGGAUCAGAUGGUGCCUACCAUGACAACUUCACUCAACAGGGUUGAAACAGAAAUUUCUGCUGAUUUGGGGAAUAGCGUGGAUAGUAGAGCAGAGGUGCCAUUCCGCAUGCAUUUUGAGCCACGGACUGAGAGGGAGGAAAUUAUUCAAAGCACGGGCAAUGCAGUUGGAACUAAUGGCAUUCACCAUCACAAUAACUUUCAGCAACCUCAGCACCGUAUGAGAAAUAUUUUUGCGCCAUCUGUGUCUGAAGCAUCAAGUAGCUGGACCGGGAGAGAUGGUGGCGUGGUCCCAGUUUGGUCGCCUCCUGCAGCAUCAGGCCAUUCUGAAACUUAUGGAGCCGAUGAAGCUGAUGUUUCUAGUAGGAGUUAUUUGGAUAGGCAUCCUCAGUCGCACCGGAUAAUGAACUGGCAUCAGCUAUCACAGUCACUGACAACAGGCAGGGACGUGGAAAACUCCGUGCAGCCAAAUUACAUCGGUUAGAAAACAAGUUUUCCGGACGCAGAGCGGAGAUCCACGAAACUGGGAUGUAUAGUCGGAGGAGCAUGCAAGGCAGGCGUCUUCGUGGGAGUGAUAAUAGCUAUGUAAAUCUAAUCCUCUAGAACCUGCAAGGAUAUAUGCGUUAUAUAUAGCUUUGCUAGAGUUGGUCGAAAAAAGGAUGUGUAUUAUUGAUCAUCAGACAAUUGAGGGUUUCCUAGUGGGGGAUGCUUAUAUUUUUUGUAGGGGUGUGUUAUAUGUCUAUAUAGCUGCAAACUCCCCUGUGUGAUUGGCAAUCUUUGGUUACUCCUGGACGGUUUUGUGCAAUCAGAAUGUAUAUAUUGACCUUA